GAAGAGCUUGUCUCUACCUUAAAAAGCUCAGUGCUAUCCGCAGCUUGUUUCUCUCUCGUUCUCGAGCUCAAUUUGUUCUGCAAUUCACGUCAUCACGUAUUCGUCACCUCCACUACGUUCGUUUCAUCGCUUCCAUCGCCGGCCAUGGCGGCGUGUUCGCAUCGGUUGCUGCACUUCCCAUGGCUGCUGCUGCUGCUGAAGCCCUCGAGCCCGACAACCUCGGCUCUUGCAAACCCGGAUGGACACAGGCGCAUGGGGAGGCUCUUCUCCUGCUGCUCCGCCGCUCAGGCCCUGUCUCCCUCGCCGCCUCCGUCGUCCGCUCCCGAGGCCCACGGCGCGCCGGGAGAACCGGGGCCGCUGAAAUGGCUGGCCUUUCGGAAGAAGAAGGUGGUGAUGCGGGUCGGUUACGUGGGCACCAAUUACAGAGGUCUUCAGAUGCAACGAGAUGAGCACUCAUUGGCAACUGUAGAAGAAGAAUUGGAAAAUGCUAUCUACAAGGCUGGUGGAAUUCUAGAAAGUAACUAUGGGAAUCUGAAUAGAAUUGCCUGGGCCAGAAGUAGCCGGACCGAUAAAGGAGUUCAUUCACUGGCGACUACCAUAUCGCUCAAGAUGGAAAUUCCUGACAGUGCAUGGAAGGGAGACCCUUAUGGUAUCCAUCUCGCCAGUCAUAUUAACGCAUAUCUUCCUGAAGAUAUCAGAGUUUUUAGCAUUCUACCUUCAAAAAGGAGCUUUGAUCCAAGACGGGAGUGCAAUAUCCGGAAGUAUUCGUACCUUCUUCCUGCUGACAUUAUCGGGAUGAAAAGUAAUUGUACCUCCAGUGAAGUUGAUCAUCACAUAUCGGAUUUUAAUCAUAUAUUGAGCACUUUUGAGGGAGAGCAUCCUUUUCAUAACUAUACUGUACGUUCUAAGUACAGAAGAAAGUUGCCCAUAAAGAAGUCACGGAGAGACAAGCGUUCAACAAUGGAAGAAAAACCAUUUGAUGCAGCAUCUGCAUCUGAACAGGAAGAAAGUGAUGAAGAGCUUAUUGAGAAUGAAUUUGCAAUUAAUUGUAAGGGAGCGGAUGAACAUGCUCUGCAGGGGAGUGGCCUUGAUGAAAAUUUAAUUGACUUUUGCCAAAAUCGUAGGAAUGAUCUAUGGAGCAGAAGUUCAGAUAAUGUCAUUAGGGCAAGAUGGUUACAUGAACCUGAUGAGAAAGACCGAAUUAGUUCUUCUCAUUUUAGAAAGAUUCUUCACUGCUCUUGUGGCAAAUUGGAGAAUCUGCUUGGGUCAGGUUAUGUUGAGCUCUCCAUCUGGGGAGAGUCUUUCAUGUUGCAUCAGAUCCGCAAAAUGGUGGGGACUGCUGUAGCUGUAAAGCGUGACUUACUUCCUAGAGAUAUUCUCACAUUGUCACUGGCCAAAUUUUCUCGUGUUGUGCUUCCACUUGCUCCAUCUGAGGUAUUGAUACUUAGAGGGAACAAGUAUGUCAUGAGAAAGGGACCUAUUGAUGUUGUUAGGCCUGAAAUGAUGGCAUUAGUGGAGGCCGAUGCUGUGUUGAGCACCGUCGACAAAUUUUACAGAUCAGUAAUGUUGCCUCAAGUUGCUAGAUUUCUUGACCCUUCAAGACCCCCUUGGAAAGAAUGGGUUGAGAAAUUGGAUGAGCACACUCCUAUUCCAGACACGCAGUUGGACGAACUCAGGGCUGCUUGGGAAUCCUGGAAGGAAACUGCCGAGACUCGAAAAGGUGCCGUGUCUGUUGUUAGUCGAUGAUCAAUGGACAUGUAUCACAGCAGGCAUCUUGCAAUAUGUUGAUUGGCUUCACCAUCUUUCAGGCAAUUGUGAUCACGUCCAUUUAACAAGACCAUAGUUUCUAGUGCUGCGCUGAAGCAUGUCGCUGCGGCUUCUUGUAAUGACACCUCUGUGUUUUUUGUUCGCUUCAAUUUCAGCCCCCCAAGGAAUCUGCGGUGCCUAGGACAUGAACUCUCCUCUGCAUGUCUCGUUUCGUGGUUGAUGUUUAUUGGAGGAACUUUCCCAAGUAUGGUGCAACAAACCGCACAAAACCGAACAUUUUACAUGUCAAAUUCGGAGUGACCGCCAUUUGCUUCUGAAAGAUGGGAGAUUGAAGUUUCUGGAUUGCUGAUUUGUUACGUUGUAGUCACUGCUCAAGAAGCAUUUGACAUGACGCGUUUACAGAAGAGAGGGGAAGCUUUUCGGGCAUCCAAAUAGCUAUUGUUUCGCUUUUUUAAUCGAACAACGUUUCUGCUUGGAACUUAGUGUCAUGUGUAAACUGCUGAGCCAUUGCUCGGAGGGGAAGAAUGUGUGAUGAAUGACAUUUGUUUGAUGUA
Syzygium oleosum is the source of this 2321-nucleotide messenger RNA. Its product is annotated as putative tRNA pseudouridine synthase. Lineage: Eukaryota; Viridiplantae; Streptophyta; Magnoliopsida; Myrtales; Myrtaceae. Gene Ontology annotation, molecular function: RNA binding; pseudouridine synthase activity. The transcript has 7 exons. Gene Ontology annotation, biological process: tRNA pseudouridine synthesis; mRNA pseudouridine synthesis. The record is from RefSeq and is a predicted model, not a curated record. Gene Ontology annotation, cellular component: nucleus. Bases 145 to 1746 code for a protein of 533 amino acids.